CCCGCGGCCGCCGCCGCCAUUUCGGGCGCUGCUGUGAGACUGUGACCCGAGCCGGUCCGCUGGGCGGCGGGCGCCGGGGCUGGAGGGGCGCGCGCGGCGGCGGCCCAGCGUGUAGGCGCCGAGGCGGCCAUGGCGGGCAACUUCGACUCGGAGGAGCGGAGUAGCUGGUACUGGGGGCGGUUGAGCCGGCAGGAGGCGGUGGCGCUGUUGCAGGGCCAGCGGCACGGGGUGUUCCUGGUGCGGGACUCGAGCACCAGCCCCGGGGACUAUGUGCUCAGCGUCUCCGAGAACUCGCGGGUCUCCCACUACAUCAUCAACAGCAGCGGCCCGCGCCCACCGGUGCCACCGUCGCCCGCCCAGCCUCCGCCGGGGGUGAGCCCCUCCAGACUCCGAAUAGGAGAUCAAGAGUUUGAUUCAUUACCUGCUUUACUGGAAUUCUACAAAAUACACUAUUUGGACACUACAACGUUGAUAGAACCAGUUUCCAGAUCCAGGCAGGGUAGUGGAGUGAUUCUCAGGCAAGAGGAGGCAGAGUAUGUGCGAGCCCUCUUUGACUUUAAUGGGAAUGAUGAAGAAGAUCUUCCCUUUAAGAAAGGAGACAUCCUGAGAAUCCGGGAUAAGCCUGAAGAGCAAUGGUGGAAUGCGGAGGACAGCGAAGGCAAGAGGGGGAUGAUUCCAGUCCCUUACGUGGAGAAGUAUAGACCUGCCUCUGCCACAGUAUCGGCUCUGAUUGGAGGUAACCAGGAGGGUUCCCACCCACAGCCACUGGGUGGGCCGGAGCCUGGGCCCUAUGCCCAACCCAGCGUCAACACUCCGCUCCCUAACCUCCAGAAUGGGCCCAUUUAUGCCAGGGUAAUCCAGAAGCGAGUCCCUAAUGCCUACGACAAGACAGCCUUGGCUUUGGAGGUCGGUGAGCUGGUAAAGGUUACGAAGAUUAAUGUGAGUGGUCAGUGGGAAGGGGAGUGUAAUGGCAAACGAGGUCACUUCCCAUUCACACAUGUCCGUCUGCUGGAUCAACAGAAUCCUGAUGAGGACUUCAGCUGAGUAUAGCUCAACAGUUUUGAUGACAGAUGGGAACAAUCUCCCCCCCCCCUCCCGAAUGCCAUCUAUACAGAAGUUUUCUUACAGAAGUCAAAGCAGUCUAGUUUAUAUAAGCAUACUGUUACCUGUGAUCUUUUUCAGACUCAACUAUUCCAUCCCUAGUCUCAUUUAAAGUAUUCAGGGUACGAAACUGGAGGGCUUGUGUGUUAACUCAAUUGUCAAGUGUAGGUAAUAGCAGCCAUGCCUUGAUGUCAGAAGGGACAGGUAAGGUCUCCUCCUUCCUCUGGGGCAAUGUGAAGCAACCUGUGAAGAACUGAUGGACAGGACAUCAUACUGCUUGCCCUGAUUUACUUAUUGGCUUUGUUUCAUUCUGAAAUCAUACUACCAAAUGGCAAGUAGACUGUUUGCUUCCAACCCCGUGAAAUAAUCAUGCACCAUGUGAAUAGUACCCAGUGGGACUGCUUUUUCAUUUAUAGAACAGUUCAAAUCCUGAGAAUUCUGAAAACACUAAGGCAUUUGUCUUCCUUCCUAGUCAGUGCUUCAUACUUUAUUUCUUAGAAGUCUUUCAACCCUAUUAUUUUCCCAUAAUCUACAAAUAGGUGUAAUUCUUAAAAUAAAUGUUUUUGUUCAGCUGAUGAGCAGGAUAUGCAAAGCACUUUAUUCAGUGCAUAGCUUUAAGCCAGUAUUGGAUUCACUGAGUAGACAGCCAAACAAACUCCCAGCUCUCUGCCUUCCCCCAAGGAGUCAUAGUAGGUUCACACUGCUACAACAGCUACAGAGACUCCUGGCUCAUGGAAUCCAGCAGGGCCUUUUGUCCUGAAUGCCAGUAUCCUAUUAGGGCACUCUCUUUGGAGUGGAAGGACCAAUCGCUUAGAAUAUUCCAUAAAAGGUUGUAGGGCCAAAGUCUGUCCUUUGCUUUAUGUACAGCAUAAGAGUCAAGUUAAAAUUACAUCAGUUUGGAGUUAGUGCUUUGAAAAAUGUUUGAACCAAUCAUGAAUUACGUAUUAUUCAUUAUACAUGACCAGAAUAGUGUUUAAAGUACAUUACAUUAUAAACUGCCUUCAUUUUUGGCUCUUUAUGUUCAGGUUUAGUUUACAAACCCUUUUAAGCGUGGAAUGGUUUUAAUAGGGUCAGGUCCUCCAAAGAAUAGUCUUCUGAGACCAAAAAUGAUCUAGGCUAUUUAGACUUCACAUGAAAUGUUCAGUUAGUUCCCAGUCUAGAAAGGCACUACUGGUCCAUGGUGUGGUAUGACCAAUAGAAACACAUUUUAUUUUGCUUUAGGCCUCAUUUUAGAAAAGUAAUGUAUCUUCCUAAUUUUUUUGCAUAGGUUAAUGAUUUGCAAUAUCCCAGAUCAUGGUAUCCCAGUGAUUAGCAGAAUGCCUGGCAUAAUUGUAUGCGGGUGUUUCUGUCAGUGAGUGGUGACAUGGCAGAAGCUCAUAUGGCACAGGGAGGCCAGCUGGCACAGGAUAUUAUCACAAGCAAACUAAUGAGUUGAUGCUAAUUUAAUGUAUUUUUACCUCACACUAAAGUAAUGCUUGAUAAAGAUAUUAAUACUCUACUUUUAAAAUGUUAGCACAGUGCUGUGGGUGCUUAGACAUGUUGAAUGAACAAAUUUGUAAUACUAGACCUAAUUCCAUCUGACUACUCUUAAAUUUUCAGUUAGAGCAUAAAUACUGUAAAAUCCAAAUGUGUGCUAUUAUUGUUUUCCUGAAAAUAUGACAUCUAAAAUAUGUGUAGAGAAACUUUGUCACAACUGAUUUGACUGUAUUUUCUUUUGCCUUUGACUUUUGGCUUGUAAUGUCUCUUUUAAUCAUAAUGUAAUAUCAAUGGGACAUGCGGCUCUAUGUAAAUCAUAAGAAUUUCUCAGUGAUCUAUUGUCUGAAGCCAUUACAAGACUGUUGGAUUGGAGUUUGCUGAUGUGACAGUUGUUGGACCUUAAGAAAGGACUUACCAGUAUCUUCCAAAAGCAAAUUCUAGAAUCCUAUUCAAGUGUGUAUGUGCAUAUGUCACAGAGCAAAGUAAACUGAAAUUGGCUGCUAUAUUUUAUAUAAUCAUUUCUGCAAAAGCCCAUUUUUUGGAUACUAAUAUUUGACAUGGUUAAUUAUUAAUUUGUUGGAAUUGUUUAUUGUUAAUAAUGCAAAUACAUAAUUUUUAAUUAUCCUUAAUAACAUUUCACUUAAUGGUUUGAAAUGGGUGAUAAGCAAACCAAUUUGAAAUAAAGUAUGAACAUGUGCCAUUGUAUUAUAACACUAUUCUGUUUCUUGACAGUUAAAUUUUAAAAAAUGGGUUUUUUUGUAGCAUGUAUUGUAUAUGUUUAUAGUAUAUGUAGUAAAUAAAAAUAUGGCCAAAUGUUUGGCUUGGUGAUCUUUUGAAGAAAGUAAUCUUUGAAUAUUUUUCACAUGAGAUAGAUCUUUUAUGUGUAGGUAGUAAGAGGUGUGUGAUGUCAAUAGCCUACAAUCAUAAUCAGAUAAAGAAAAAAUUAUACACCCUCUGAGUAUUCAUUAAAAAUAGAAUUAAUUGGUAAUAUUUUGAAGAGUCUUGGGAAUUCAUGAAUUAUUUGAGGGAACACAAGAAUGAUAUAGUUGGAAGGCUUGAAUGAUAUAGACAGACAGCUUCAAACUUGUCCAGAAAUGGUUAUGUGCAAUAGGGGUCUUUGUAAAGCAAAUGAGAAGUUUGGAUGUAAUACAGUAUGUUUUUGGAAUGUUAGUAUGGAUAAGCCCUUUUUAGGUAAUUAGCAUGUUUCAAGGUAGAUAAUUUAAGAAAUACAAAAAGAAGAAAAGCUAAUAAGCAUGUUCUUCCCACCUCGGAGCACAUGUAUAUGUAGACACAUACAAACAGUGUGUGGAUAUAUAUACCUAAAAGAUUGAUAUUAUACUCUAUUAUAGUUUUGUGUUCUAUGGGUGAUGAAGUUUUAAAAUAAAAAAGUCUUCAGCAACUAUACAGCGUUUUGCCUUACACCCAAAAUAUAUCUAGUUACUGCUAUAGACAUAGCAGUGUGUCCAUCCAGAGUAAUAAAGGAAAUUAUUCCGAAGGAUGCCAACUUUGGCAUGCAAAAACUUAACAGCAAGAUGAUUUACAUAUGUUUCUACUUUAUAUCAAUAAAAAAAUAAACUGCCAAAACCUUGUUUAAUAUGUUUAGUGUUGGGUUCCUUUAUAUAGUGUGCUCAUACCAACUCUUAAUUUUGUGACC
Talpa occidentalis (Iberian mole) is the source of this 4231-nucleotide messenger RNA. It is a transcript of the gene CRK, whose product is annotated as CRK proto-oncogene, adaptor protein. The record is from RefSeq and is a predicted model, not a curated record. The transcript is spliced from 3 exons. Gene Ontology annotation, molecular function: protein binding. Bases 130 to 1044 code for a protein of 304 amino acids. NCBI's taxonomy places the organism in Eukaryota, Metazoa, Chordata, Mammalia, Eulipotyphla, Talpidae.